Molecule: messenger RNA, 408 nt
Organism: Pseudozyma hubeiensis SY62
Lineage: Eukaryota; Fungi; Basidiomycota; Ustilaginomycetes; Ustilaginales; Ustilaginaceae
Product: lysophospholipase 3 precursor
Exons: 1
Coding region: 1-408 (135 amino acids)
Source: RefSeq, a predicted model, not a curated record
AUGUCGCGGAAGGGCUUCGCGAAACAGCGUGGUCUCACAAAGUUGGAGCGGAGUCUCAACUUGGCUUCUGCGUUGUCUGAGUUUGAUUCCCGAAGCUGUCAUCGCGCUGCUUGUGGUCGGCUCAUGUCUACCCUGCCGGCUGAGAAGAUCCUGCUCCCCGAAUCCAAGGGCCAUCUCAGCUGUACCUACCGUAAUCAUCGGGCUAACAAUGAGCAUGAUCGGUGGCCGCGCUGGUGUCAAUUUGAAUCCGAAGCGAAAACCGUCGACCCCAGCGUCAGAAGGGUCGCCGUUUCCGUACCCAUGCUAAAGUUGAGGCGGAGUUCGUGGGAGAGGGUUCUUCAUGCAGGCGCUUCGAGAGCGCAGAAAGCGUCGCUGCGCUUGGAUUCGGAACAGGAGCAGCCGACGUGA